CUCUUCAUCUUUGACAUAUGAUUAGCACAAUCAUGGGAGUGAUAUUUCAUCACCUUUGCUAUCUUCUCUUGGUUAGAAACCAACCGCAGGUCUCAUUCACACUCGACAGGAGAGGGGGGUUACAGAAAUCCACAGCUACCAAUGGGCAGGAGUCACAGAGCUGUCUUAGAAUUCUGCUUACCACAUCUAAGACUGAGUUUAAACACAAGACUGGCUCCAUGUUUAAGAGUUCCUGCUCCUAACCACGAUGAUCUUCUUUCUUCCUUUAAAGAAAGUGAACCUACUUUAUGACCUUCCAUGGAGUUCCAAGUAAGGUAACUCUCAGCAAAUUCAUAUACCAAUUCCCUUCACACCUCCACUUUUAAAGGUCACCCCUUCAAGAAACCAUAACUACUCACAGUUUUGUAUUUUCAGGAAUUUCCAACAGUCUCUCUAAACACUCAGGUUAUAUGUUAUUUCAAUUUGUUCAUAUUUGUCUGAGGCAGCAAUAACCCUGGGGUUUGGGAUUUGAGAUGUGAGUUCUCAAAUAAUAACCUUAGCUCUGCUUUUUGUCUUUGAAACAGAUGAGAUGAUUGAAAAGAAACAGUGAACACCUUCAUUUUGUAGACAGGACAACAUGGACCAACCGCUUACUCUUAAUUCUCUGAAAAAAUUAGCUGCUAUGCCUGACCACACAGAUGUUUCCUUAAGACCAGAAGAGCGAGUCCGUGCCCUAAGGAAGCUUGGUUGUAAUAUCACCAUCAGUGAAGACAUCACUCCACGACGCUACUUUAGAUCUGGAGUAGAAAUGGAGAGGAUGGCAUCUGUGUAUCUGGAGGAAGGAAAUUUGGAAAAUGCCUUUGUUCUUUAUAAUAAAUUUAUAACCUUGUUUGUAGAAAAGCUUCCUAGUCAUCGAGAUUACCAGAAAUGUGCAGCACCUGAAAAGCAGGACAUUAUUAAGAAACUGAAGGAGAUUGCAUUCCCAAGGACAGAUGAAUUGAAAAAGGACCUUUUAAAGAAAUAUAACGUAGAAUACCAAGAAUAUUUGCAAAGCAAAAACAAAUAUAAAGCCGAAAUUCUCAAAAAACUGGAGCAUCAGAGACUGAUAGAAGCAGAAAGGAAGCGGAUUGCCCAGAUGCGCCAGCAGCAGCUGGAGUCAGAGCAGUUUCUGUUUUUCGAAGAUCAACUCAAGAAGCAAGAAUUAGCCCGAGGCCAGAUGCGAAGUCAGGAGACCUCAGCGCUGUCGGAGCAGAUUGAUGGGAGUGCUUUGUCCUGCUUUUCCACACACCAGAACAAUUCUUUGCUGAAUGUAUUUGCAGAUCAACCUAAUAAAAGCGAUGCAACCAAUUACGCUAGCCACUCUCCUCCAGUAAACAGAGCCUUAACGCCAGCUGCCACUCUAAGUGCUGUUCAGGAUUUAAUAGUUGAAGGACUGCGAUGUGUAGUUCUAUCAAAAGAUCUUUGCCACAAAUUUCUGCAACUGGCAGAGUCAAACACAGUGAGAGGAAUAGAAACGUGUGGAAUACUCUGUGGAAAACUGACGCAUAAUGAAUUUACUAUUACCCAUGUAAUCGUGCCAAAGCAGUCUGCAGGGCCAGACUAUUGUGACGUGGAGAAUGUAGAAGAAUUAUUCAGUGUUCAGGAUCAACACGAUCUCCUGACUCUGGGAUGGAUCCAUACACAUCCCACCCAAACAGCAUUCUUAUCCAGUGUGGAUCUUCAUACUCACUGCUCUUACCAGCUUAUGUUGCCUGAGGCAAUUGCCAUCGUUUGUUCACCAAAGCAUAAAGACACUGGCAUCUUCAGGCUCACCAAUGCUGGCAUGAUUGAGGUUUCUGCUUGUAAAAAAAAGGACUUUCAUCCACACACCAAUGAGCCCAGGCUGUUCAGUAUAUGCGAACAUGUGUUGGUAAAAGACAUGAAAAUAAUUGUUUUGGAUCUGAGGUGAUAUGUUCCAAAUCCAAGCACCAUCAACAUCAGACACCUGCCCAUGGACAUGUGGCCGCCGGAUUUUCUUAAGAUGUUUCCAGAAAAGACUGAUAUUUUAUAUUUAUACAUUUUAGAUCAGAAAGUUUGAUAUUUAUUGCUCUUGCACAUUUUGAAGUUUUCUUUUUUGGGUUGCUCCGUGUCAUGAGAGGUUACAUGGUGUUAAAUUAUGCCUAUUAAUAUACCCAAAUACUAUGACCAGAUAAUAAAUUGUGCUGCAACAACAGGUCUGGUA
Molecule: messenger RNA, 2200 nt
Organism: Carlito syrichta (Philippine tarsier)
Lineage: Eukaryota; Metazoa; Chordata; Mammalia; Primates; Tarsiidae
Gene: STAMBPL1
Product: STAM binding protein like 1
Exons: 10
Coding region: 617-1927 (436 amino acids)
Biological process (GO): protein K63-linked deubiquitination
Cellular component (GO): membrane; endosome
Molecular function (GO): protein binding; K63-linked deubiquitinase activity; metal-dependent deubiquitinase activity
Source: RefSeq, a predicted model, not a curated record